Messenger RNA from Branchiostoma belcheri (Belcher's lancelet), 1350 nucleotides. Its product is annotated as kelch-like protein 9. The record is from RefSeq and is a predicted model, not a curated record. Gene Ontology annotation, molecular function: protein binding. The transcript is spliced from 2 exons. Lineage: Eukaryota; Metazoa; Chordata; Leptocardii; Amphioxiformes; Branchiostomatidae. The coding region runs from base 1 to 1350 and encodes 449 amino acids.
AUGUCAUAUCUUCCCUUGUAUUGUCGAGGCAAACUGUUUUCAUCUUUGCAGCAUCCUCAAAAAGUACUGAACAACCUCUAUGCUCUAUGGGAAGAGGAACUACUUUGUGAUGUUUUACUUCACUCAGAGGACCGUGAGAGAACUGUACGUGCGCACAAAGCCGUUCUUGCUGCUUGCAGUAGCUUCUUCCGAAAACUAUUUUCCACGCCAGACGCUAAAGAACGUAACCCCAUAACGUGUACAUUUGAAGACGUGUGCCAUGAAGUUUUGGAAGCAACUGUGGAAUACAUGUAUACAGGUCAUAUACAGAUCACGCGAGAUACUUCGUAUGAAAUACAUGAGUUGGCCACAUUUCUGGACUUAAAACCAAUCCUUGCGUUUUUUGAAAAAACACCGAAACGAUUCUAUCAUCCGAAAGAAUUCAAGUGUUCGACACAUCAUUUGGACUUGCUGGAAGGGUUGUAUGUGAUGCGGAAGGAUACCAUCUGCUGUGAUGUGGUUGUGGUGUCGGAGUGCGUCAAAAUCCCUGCGCACAAAAUAGUUCUAGCUGCGGCAUCGGACUAUUUCCACGCCAUGUUCGCUUCGGGCAUGCGCGAAACGCACGAUAAACAGAUCUGGCUACGAGAUAUGGAACCUGCCAUGCUGAAAGACGUCAUAGACUUCGUGUACUCUUCGUGCAUUCCACUAGAAGUGCAAAACAUUCAAGAUAUCAUCAACAUCGCACACGUUCUUCAAUGCAAGGGGGUUGUUGACGUCUGCUGUAACUUUCUGUCCGAAAACAUCGACAUUGAAAACUGUGCAGACCUUGACGAACUUGCACAGUUCUAUGGCAUACAGGAACUACAAGAUGUGGUUGACGACUUCGUUCUACGAAACUUUCAAACGAUGUUGGACACAGAGUAUUUUGCUGAGUUACCUGCAGAAAGAGUUGCCAAACUCCUGGAGAGUAACGCUUUGCAAGUGAAUUCCGAGGAGGAAGUAUUUGACGUUGUUCGCUGGUGGAUCUCCCGGAGCCCUGAAAGAAAAGAGUAUGGAAGGAUGCUGCUAGAAAAAGUCAGAUUGACGUUGAUUCGUCGAAGAGGUUUAGAUGACACAAUGAAAUGGUUUGUAGAGGACAUGGGUUGCAAAGACUUGUGGGAAGACAUGAAGAAGUAUGACGAGGAACUUCAUUCGCAGCCGCUGAUUCAACAGAGGAAAACUGAAGUGCGGUCGGAAUUUACGACGGUGGUGGCUUUUGGGGGAAGGGAGUCGCACUUAGAUCAGCCGUCAGAAGAUGUCUACUUUCUGAACCCAUAUCUAGGAGACUGGCAACUAUUAACAAGUCUCUCCCUCUCAGUCUUCCCCUCAUGA